GGAAAGUGAAUAAUGUCAGUAAUAAAAGAAUAUUACUGAGUUAAAGGGCGACGCGAGCGCGAGGCGAUCAUAGCCGGUUAGCGCAGCGUCCCUUGUGCGCGCCGCGCCGCGCGCCUCUCGCCGCCGCACCACUUAGCAGCAGACGUCCCGCGAGAAGCGGUCGCGUGCGGCUGGCCGCGUGGACGAGCCUGCGGCUCUGAGCUAUCGGCUCGCGUCCGUCCCAGUGACUCUGUCCCCCCACUCUCUGUCUGUCCCCGGUACCAUGGCGUCCGGCGAGGAGGACGGCUCGCUCGACGAGAAGGAGAACAACAACAAGAAGCGAAUCAGAAGCGCCCUCGCCACCGCAUGGCUCACCUUUUACAACAUCACCAUGACGGCCGGGUGGCUGGUGCUGGCAGUGGCGAUGGCCAAGUUUUACAUACAGAGGGGGACACACAAGGGUCUCUACAGAAACAUAUCUAAGACGCUGAAGUUCUUCCAGACAUUUGCAUUGCUCGAGGUCGUUCAUUGUGCAGUCGGACUGGUGCGCACCUCUGUGAUCGUCACCGGGGUCCAAGUGUCUUCCAGAAUUUUCAUGGUUUGGUUCGUCACUAACAGCAUCAGACAGAUCCAGAAUGAAGAGAGUGUUGUCCUUUUCCUGGUCGUGUGGACGGUGACAGAGAUUACCAGAUAUUCCUUCUAUACAUUCAGCCUGAUCAACCACCUGCCGUAUUUCAUCAAAUGGGCCAGAUACAACAUGUUCAUUGUGAUGUACCCGCUGGGCGUGAUAGGUGAACUCAUGACCAUUUACAGCGCGCUGCCAUACGUACAGAGGUCCGGAAUGUUCUCUCUGCGGCUCCCCAACAAAUACAACGUCUCUUUUGACUACUACAUCUUCCUCAUCAUCAUCAUGCUCUCUUACAUCCCACUGUUCCCACAGCUGUACUUCCACAUGCUUCGUCAGAGGAGAAGGGUGCUCCACGGGGAGGUGAUUGUGGAGAAGGAUGAUUAGCCUCGCAAGAACCGUACGGCCGACGGCGCUCGCUGCCACCGCCGCCACCCAACCCCUGCUGAGGAGCCCAGGGAGUAGUGUCAGAGCUGGAAUGAACAGCUGUGCCCGAAAUGACCCACACACUUCGUUUUUUAAUUUGAUUUUGUUUUUUUGUCUUCUUCUGAACACCGAAAAAUUCAGACAGACCCCAGUACACACAAAUACUGUGCGUUAGUAUGAGAAGAGAGUUAGAGAGAAGGAGAGCCGAAUGAAUAAGCAUCCAUGACAUUUAUUUCUUUCCCCCAUUUGUUUUCCAAGAGUAAAAUGGCAUAAUGAAGCAAACAAAAAAAAAAAAUAAAUAAAACCAAAUAAUGAAAUGCAUUCGCAUUGGAGUGCAGCGCCCCGUAUUUUCCUUUGUCAUGCAAAAGAAAGCGUCAUAAUCGAAAGAAAGGAAAAAAGAAACACGCCUGAUCCGUACUUGGCCUGGCUUGUUAACCAUAUUAAAAUAUUUCAUUUUCUCUACUUGAAAGUGCACUGUGCCGUAGUUGGUGCAGUGUUUUCUUCAUUAAAUAGAUAUUUUAUAUACCUUAUUAAAUCCAUAAUGUGAUUUUCUAUAUUUUUUUUCAAAAAUUUCAAGGUUGGUCUACACCAGCAGUAACUGCAUAUUGUGGUGGAAUUACACAUGAAUGGGUACACUCUUGUUACUGACUUUUGCUGCUUUUUCUUUACUUACGUAUUUGCUUCCCUUAUUAGAAAUGUUUACUGAACUCAUGGUCCGCAUGAGUCCAGCCAGUCAUCGAAAGAUUGUGCCCCUUAAAUGCGGUUAUGCAUAUAUGAAUUAAGUGCUGCGUGAAAACAGUGAUUUAUUUAUGCUCACACAUGUUAAAAUGUUUCUCAGCUGUUGUAUGAGGCAGCUGGAAAUAUACAUUUGUUAAUUAGUUCCUAUCCAGAGUUAUUAUAGUGGAAUAGUCUUAUUAUACCACGGUACGGCCAGCCUCCUCGGGUAUUUCUGUCAGCCAGGAAUAGAUGUAGGUCACCUAUAUAAUUCCUGAAUCCCAGUCUCCCAAUUUCCCAACAUACAGAGCCACACACAGUAACAGGCAGUGAUUUAUCCUCAAGGUUCCUCUAACAGGAGGAAAUGUUAUGUAAAUGAAAUCUUACUGUGUACAGUAUGCUGCUUUGUUCAUUUGUUUGUCAACUUUUGGUGUUCAGGAUUAAUCUGAAUUUGGUGCAGGAUGCCCUCUCUCUAUGUGAAAGGUGCUACUCUGUAAGAUAAUUUACAAUUUCCCUUGCAGCUCGACACGCAGCUGCGGGAAUCUUUUUUUUUUCUUUUUUUGACCAUGAAGAGUUGCGUAUCCAAUGUGAAGACUGGCUAAAUGCACUGGAAGGUGGUUGCAAGUGUGUUUAAAUGAGCCAACCAUUUAUUUUGCAUCAGGGCUUGGGAAUGAAAAGAGAAAACAAU
Scleropages formosus (Asian bonytongue) is the source of this 2432-nucleotide messenger RNA. RefSeq names its product 3-hydroxyacyl-CoA dehydratase 1 (gene hacd1). Gene Ontology annotation, molecular function: 3-hydroxyacyl-CoA dehydratase activity. Gene Ontology annotation, cellular component: endoplasmic reticulum membrane. Gene Ontology annotation, biological process: fatty acid elongation; sphingolipid biosynthetic process; dephosphorylation. The coding region runs from base 263 to 991 and encodes 242 amino acids. The transcript is spliced from 7 exons. The record is from RefSeq and is a predicted model, not a curated record. NCBI's taxonomy places the organism in Eukaryota, Metazoa, Chordata, Actinopteri, Osteoglossiformes, Osteoglossidae.